CCUAGAUGGAUUCGAAACAGUAUUUCAACAUCAUCAGACAAGUUUCACACGUCACUUUAACAAGUUUUUUACUAUCACGUUCCAGGAGUCACAUGUCCUCACGAUGAUGCACAUGCCUCUGCUGUUGAUGACGCUGUCAGCCGCGCUCGCUGCGCCCGCACUCGACAAACCCUCCAGGGGACUGACCGAUGGAGACUACUACACUAUUGAAGCAGAUCGAAGAGAUCUACCCGAGGUAGAGAAUAAAUUUUUCCAGGAAAUAAUCCUGCCUCAGAAAAGAGCAGCAUUAGUGCUGGAUCGUCUACUGAUCGCGCUACAGAAAGCGCUGCACGAAGAAAGCGCCAGCCAGCGGUUCGAUGUUGACAGGGACGGACCGCGAACAGCGCCCUUGCGUAUUGCUAACAUUGAGACUAAUGAUAUGACCGGUCUACAGAGGCGCGGGCAAGGAGCAGCCAGAGGUCGUGUGCUUCGAUGUUACUUCAAUGCUGUUACCUGCUUCUAACAUUAUAUAAAAGUAUAAUUUAUUUAACAUCUCUGUUGUAAUAACUGUUAAUAUCAAAACAAAUAUUUGUACUUGACUGCAGACUUUUGGUUCAAAGUAUUCGUUUUGAAUUUGUUUAUGUGUUUAUCUACUUGACAUAAUAAAAUAUUAUAAUGUGAUUCUUAAGACAUAUACAAUAAAGUUAUCUGGUUCGA
Molecule: messenger RNA, 696 nt
Organism: Bicyclus anynana (squinting bush brown)
Lineage: Eukaryota; Metazoa; Arthropoda; Insecta; Lepidoptera; Nymphalidae
Exons: 3
Coding region: 104-502 (132 amino acids)
Source: RefSeq, a predicted model, not a curated record